Messenger RNA from Lathyrus sativus (Indian pea), 501 nucleotides. The record is from the annotation of a GenBank genome assembly. NCBI's taxonomy places the organism in Eukaryota, Viridiplantae, Streptophyta, Magnoliopsida, Fabales, Fabaceae.
AUGCUCUUCAGGCGUUUACAUUCUAGUAGCAAAUUUCAGUAUCUGAGUCUGAGGUGUUUUUCAUCUGCAACUCCUCCUAUUGUACUUAAACAUGGUGAUGUUUUGAAAAAAGCAAGGGUUUUUACUGAGGAAGAUGUCCUUCACUACUCCAAAGUGAGUCACGAUUCUAAUCCUUUGCAUACUGAUUCAAAUGCUGCUCGAAAUGUGGGAUUUGAAGGUCCACUCGUACAUGGGAUGCUUGUUGCUUCACUUUUUCCUCAUAUCAUCUCAUCACAUUUUCCUGCAGCUGUGUAUGUGUCUCAAACCUUAAAAUUUAAGUUACCAGUCUAUAUUGGAGAUCGGAUUGUUGGUGAAGUAGAAGCAACUAAUCUAAGAGAAAAUAAAAACCGAUAUCUUGCAAAGUUUAAGACAAGGUGCUUCAAGAAUGGAGAAGUUCUUGUCAUUGAAGGCGAGGCAUUGGCUUUGUUACCAACCCUUGAUUAUAGAGCAGUGGAAGUAUAA